Psylliodes chrysocephalus is the source of this 1455-nucleotide messenger RNA. NCBI's taxonomy places the organism in Eukaryota, Metazoa, Arthropoda, Insecta, Coleoptera, Chrysomelidae. The record is from the annotation of a GenBank genome assembly.
AUGGUGUUGUCUGAGUCGGAGGCAGACAGCAGUAAUACAGAUGAUACCAUCAAGAAAGAUUGCAACGGCAUCGUGAUCACCAAUGGUGACAGCAUCGGUGGAAGCAACGGCGGCGGGGGCAGCGCCUCCGACAGCGGGGAUCAGAUGGACGCUGAUACCCGCGAAAGGGAGCUCACCCGCCGCAAGGAGGAAGCCAAGAGGAGGCGCCGCAAGAAGAAACGUACCGGGUCAUCUGUGGUAUCGUCUUGUUUCCAAGACCUGUAUAAAUUGACCGGAGAGGUUUUGGGAGAAGGCGCCUACGCUAGCGUCCAGACUUGCAUCAGUUUGUUCACCGAUCAAGAGUUCGCCGUCAAAAUCAUCGACAAGGUUCCAGGUCAUGCCAGAGCAAGAGUAUUCAGAGAGGUAGAAACGUUCCAUCACUGUCAAGGACAUCCGAACAUCAUCCAAUUGACAGAAUUUUUUGAAGACGAAGAAAAGUUUUAUUUGGUUUUUGAAAAGAUUAAUGGGGGUCAGCUCUUAAGGAGGAUCCAAGAGUAUAAGUAUUUUAGCGAGGCCGCUGCAGCGGAAAUCAUCAGGGAAGUGGCCUCAGCGUUGCAGUUCAUGCACGGAAAGGGGAUAGCGCACAGGGACCUUAAACCCGAGAAUAUACUUUGCGUACACAAAGAUCGCCUGUGUCCCGUCAAAAUUUGCGAUUUCGAUUUGGGUUCCGGUAUUCGCUUCCAAUCCAGUGUUUCCAGUCCGUUAGCGACACCGCAGUUAUUAACACCUGUCGGCAGUGCCGAAUUUAUGGCACCGGAAGUAGUGGAAGCGUUCAUCGGCGACUCGGAAUCGACGUCGUACGAUAAGAGAUGCGAUUUAUGGUCCUUAGGAGUGAUCAUGUACAUCCUUUUGUGCGGCUAUCCGCCGUUCUACGGUAAGUGCGGUAAAGAUUGCGGUUGGGAGCGCGGCGACAAUUGCAAUUCGUGUCUGGAGCUGCUCUUCCAAUCCAUCCAAGAAGGCAGGUACGACUUUCCCGAACCGGAAUGGACCGCCAUAUCGGACCAAGCGAAGGACCUCAUCUCCUGUUUGUUGGUCAAGAACGCCAGCGAUCGCAUCAGCGCUGAAAAAGUGCUGAAACACGCUUGGUUGCAGUUUGCUAGUGAAACGGCUGCUUUGACGACGCCAGCCGUUAUUAAGAAAAACAACUCCGCUCUGGAACUGUCCCAGUUCGCGGAAUCCGCCAUGGCUGUGAAUAGAGUGGUGCAACAACAUUUCAGCAUGAAAUUGGACUAUUUGGAAAGGCCGAGUGAUUGUCGGUAUGGAAAUAAACAACCCAUGAAGAGUUGCGAUUCGGCCAACAUGUUCGGGCUGAGCCCGCCUAGCGAAAGCAAUUUAAUGCGCAGGAGGAUUAAGACGGGCUCUUGUCAGAUCAUACUGCCGUCUCCAGCGCCAGCCAUUCCCAGUCCAAGCGGUUAA